This is a messenger RNA of Crotalus tigris (Tiger rattlesnake), 1186 nucleotides long. It is a transcript of the gene GABARAP, whose product is annotated as GABA type A receptor-associated protein. Gene Ontology annotation, biological process: autophagosome assembly; cellular response to nitrogen starvation; autophagy of mitochondrion. Gene Ontology annotation, cellular component: autophagosome membrane; cytosol; autophagosome. Bases 78 to 596 code for a protein of 172 amino acids. The transcript is spliced from 4 exons. Gene Ontology annotation, molecular function: GABA receptor binding; ubiquitin protein ligase binding. The record is from RefSeq and is a predicted model, not a curated record. NCBI's taxonomy places the organism in Eukaryota, Metazoa, Chordata, Lepidosauria, Squamata, Viperidae.
UCCGGCCGGGCCGCCCCGCCGCCCCGUCUUGCUCCCUCGCGGCGUUCGGAGCAAGCAAGAAAGGCCGGCGGAGCCCGAUGUGGCGUUGGUGCGCCCUGCCGCUCCGCGCCGGCGCUACUUUCCCCGUCUUCGGAUCGCUGCGCCACGUCCGCCCCGCGCAUGCGCGCUGGUUAGGUGCAGCGGCCCUUCCUCGGUCCGCCGCGUCGCCUCCUCCGCCCGUCGCCUUCGCCGCCGCCGCCAUGAAGUUCGUCUACAAGGAGGAGCAUCCCUUCGAGAAGCGCCGCUCCGAGGGGGAGAAGAUCCGCAAGAAGUACCCGGACAGGGUCCCGGUCAUUGUGGAAAAAGCCCCCAAGGCCCGAAUAGGGGACCUGGACAAGAAGAAGUACCUGGUACCCUCCGACCUCACAGUGGGCCAGUUUUACUUCCUCAUCCGGAAACGAAUCCACCUGCGGGCCGAGGACGCCCUCUUCUUCUUCGUCAACAACGUCAUCCCUCCGACCAGUGCCACCAUGGGGCAGCUCUACCAGGAACACCAUGAGGAGGACUUUUUCCUUUAUAUUGCCUACAGCGAUGAGAGCGUCUAUGGCAGCAUGUAAGACCCCUGAGCCCACCGUCUGCCGCCAAGGGGCACCUGACCCCGAAGGGACCUGCACUUUCUGUUGUUACUUGUUGUUGACUUUAUGUUAAAAAAAAAAAAAGUUUUGUUUUGUUUUUUGGGGUUUUUUUGCUCCAGGAAAACGGAGGGUUCUCUUCCCCCCAUUCCUCCCCCCCCCUUUUAUUUCUGGCUGUGAAUCUUUAACUCUCUCUUCCUCUUUUAACUCGCCCCUCCCUCCUUUUGGCUUUGCUCUGGGUUUUUCCUUUUGAGGUGGUUGUGGCUAAAAUUAAAUACCUCUCCGUGAUGGUUCUCUCCUUCCCCCCCCCUUCUGCCCCCCCUUCCUUGCUCCUCUUUCCUUCUCUCUUUUUUUUGUUGAAAAGGUAGGAGAUCUCCAAUUUCUCCCUCCAAAGCGAGACAGACCACCCUACUCGCCCACCCCCAUUUUGUUUUGUUUUUUUCAAAUUUCCUUUCCUACGCGCUCCGACUUUGCUUUCAUCAGGGAUGUGCGUCGCCUGGUAGAUUUCUGUAACCAGAGUUUGGGGGCGGGGGGGGGGAAACGAAUGCUAAUUAAAAAAAAGUAUAUAAGGAGAA